AUGAUGCACAAGGGGGGCAAGAUUCGCCCUCCGCGAAAGGCAACGGCCAAGAUCUCGGGCGUCAAUGACUUUGACCAGAACUGGAACCUCAUCCAGGAUGCCCUCGUCGACAUCCACGACCAGAACGCCGGCCGGCUGUCGUUUGAGCAGCUCUAUCGCGCAUCCUACAAGAUCGUGCUGAUCAAGCGGGGCGAGGAUCUGUACCAGCGCGUAAAGACUUUUGAGGAGCGCUACUUUGCCGACAAGGUCAUCCCCCACAUCUGGGCCCUCGUCACCCGCAAGCUCGUCUCCGCCACCCUGCACAAUGUCCUGGGCAGCACUGGCAACGAGCGCCGCGCCCUGGCCGAGACCUUCCUCCGCGGCAUCAAAGACUCGUGGGAACGCCACAACAUGUCUAUGAACAUGGUGGCCGACGUCUUGAUGUACCUCGACCGCGGCUAUGCCCAGGAUGCCACCCGUCCUUUUAUCUACGCCACCACCAUCGGCCUCUUCCGUGACCAUAUCCUGCGCGCCCCGCUGCCGCCUUCGGCCUGGUCUGAGACCGACCAGCUCGCCGUCAUGGGCGGAGGUCGAGGCGUGGAUAUUGGUACUGCUGCUGCUGCUGCUAUUGUUGUUGACGGCAGCUGUAGUGAUGUAGCCAGCAGCAGCCCCAGCAACAGCCACCCGACCAUCUUCACCAUCCUCAACAGCGUCAUCUUGGACCUCAUCAACAUGGACCGCGACGGCGACGUGAUCGACCGCAACCUCGCACGAAACUGUGUGGCCAUUCUGGAAGCGCUGUACGAAACGGACGACGAGCACGAAGACGAUAAGCUGUAUCUCACCACCUUUGAGCCCGAAUUUCUGCACGCCACCUACCUCUUCUACCACAACGAGUGCGAGCGGCUCCUGCGCGACGGAGACGCCCGUGCCUGGCUCCGUCAGACUCGUCGCCGCCUGCGAGAGGAGCAGGAGCGCUGCGGACACACCAUCUCGCAGCUCUCGCGCACAAAGGUUGCCCGCGUUGUCGAAUGCGAGUUGGUCGCCACCCACCUCGAGGACUUUAUGGCCCUCGAGGGCAGCGGCAUCAAGGCCAUGAUCGACAAUGACCGCCUCGAAGACCUCGCCAUCCUGUACGAUCUGGUCUGCCGCGUCGAGUCCAAGAAGACGGUGCUCAAGCAGGCGCUGCAGACGCGCAUCGUCGAGCUCGGCCUGGAGAUCGAAAAGACCCUAAAAGAGACAGACUUCUCCAUAGCCUCCGCGACAGCAGCAGCAGACGCAACAAAGGCGGCCGCCCUGUCGGCCGCAGCUCAGCAGACAGCCGCGGCGAUCAAGUGGGUGACGGACAUCCUAGAGCUCAAGGACAAGUUCGACCGGUUGUGGCUGGAGUGCUUCAACAAGGACAUUGUCCUCCAGUCAGCCAUGACGAGCAGCUUCACCGAGCUCUUCCGGCUCUGCACGCGCAGCGCCGAGUACGUGUCGCUCUUCAUCGACGACUGCUUCAAGCGCGGCCUGCGCGGGAAGAGCGACACCGAGAUCGAUGCCGCGCUCGACAAGGCCACUGUCAUGAUCCAGCACGUGACGGAAAAGGACAUGCUGGAACGCUACUACCAGAAGCACCUGGCCCGCCGGCUGCUGCACAACAAGAGCGAGAACCCCGAGGCCGAGAAGAUGCUGAUCUCGCGCAUGCAGUCAGAGUUAGGCAAGACGUUUACGGCCAAGUUUGAGGGCAUGUUCAAGGACAUGGCCACGUCCGAGGAGCUGACGCGCGACUACGGAAAGUAUGCCAAGGAGAAUUUGGACGACAUGGGUGAGGACGAGGACGAGGAUCCGGGACAGGGUCAGGGUCAGGGCAACCAAGCACGCAUCGACCUCGGCGUCAGCGUCCUGACGAGCAACAACUGGCCGCCAGAGGUGAUGGGCCGGGCAUCGCAGCUGGAAGAGAGCCUAGGUGGCGGCAGCAGCAGUCAGGGCGGCUGCAUCUAUCCGGCCGAAGUGCAACGGCUGCAAGCGAGCUUCCUCAAGUUCUACCUACGCAACCGCAGCGGCCGGGUGCUCUCAUGGGUGGGCACGGCUGGCAGCGCCGACAUGCGGUGCGUGUUUCCGCCAGCGCCCGGCCACGACAAGGGCGUGCUGAGCCGUGAGCGGCGCUAUGAGCUCAGCGUGCCGACGUACGGCAUGGUGGUGCUGCUGCUGUUCAACGCCCUGCCGGUCGACGGUCGGCUCAGCUUUGACGAGAUCCAGGCUAAGACUAACAUUCCGGCGGCCGACCUGACGCGGGCGCUGGCGUCGCUGACCAUCCCACCCAAGUGCCGCGUGCUCACCAAGGAGCCAGCGUCCAAGACGAUUCGACCGGGCGACCGGUUCGGCUUCAACGUCCAGUUUGCCAGCAAGACGCUCAAGAUCAAGGUGCCCAUCAUCAACGCGCUCUCCAAGAUCGAGGGCGAGGACGAGCGCAAGGCCACGGAGGACAAGAACAACCAGACGCGCUCGCACACGAUCGAUGCAGCGGUGGUACGGAUCAUGAAACAACGAAAAGAACUCCUACACACCGCGCUUGUCACCGAGGUCGUCACGCAGCUCGCCAGCCUGUUCCGGCCCGAAGUGUCCAUGAUCAAGAAACGGAUCGAGGAUCUCAUCUCGCGCGAGUACCUAGAGCGCAUCGAAGAGUCCGAUCCGCCGGCCUACCGCUAUGUCGCCUGA
Grosmannia clavigera kw1407 is the source of this 2682-nucleotide messenger RNA. Its product is annotated as scf ubiquitin ligase subunit. Gene Ontology annotation, molecular function: ubiquitin protein ligase binding. Bases 1 to 2682 code for a protein of 893 amino acids. The record is from RefSeq and is a predicted model, not a curated record. NCBI's taxonomy places the organism in Eukaryota, Fungi, Ascomycota, Sordariomycetes, Ophiostomatales, Ophiostomataceae. Gene Ontology annotation, cellular component: Cul3-RING ubiquitin ligase complex. The transcript is spliced from 3 exons. Gene Ontology annotation, biological process: protein ubiquitination; ubiquitin-dependent protein catabolic process.